Molecule: messenger RNA, 2045 nt
Organism: Myotis lucifugus (little brown bat)
Lineage: Eukaryota; Metazoa; Chordata; Mammalia; Chiroptera; Vespertilionidae
Product: forkhead box protein P4
Exons: 9
Coding region: 38-1285 (415 amino acids)
Biological process (GO): regulation of transcription by RNA polymerase II
Cellular component (GO): nucleus
Molecular function (GO): DNA-binding transcription repressor activity, RNA polymerase II-specific; RNA polymerase II cis-regulatory region sequence-specific DNA binding
Source: RefSeq, a predicted model, not a curated record
AGCACAAUGGCCAUUACAGGUGUCCCGCUAGAGCGACAUGAUGGUGGAAUCUGCCUCGGAGACAAUCAGGUCAGCUCCCUCUGGUCAGAACGGCGUGGGCAGCCUCUCCGGGCAGGCCGAUGGCAGCGGUGGUGCCGGGGCUGCAGGCGCUGCUGGAGGCGGUGCGGGCAGGGACGCAGCUGCGGGCGCCGACAGCAACGGGGAGAUGAGCCCUGCGGAUCUGCUGCACUUCCAGCAGCAACAGGCUCUCCAGGUAGCCCGGCAGUUCCUGCUGCAGCAAGCCUCGGGCCUGAGCUCCCCCGGGAACAAUGACAGCAAGCAGUCAGCCUCUGCGGUGCAGGUGCCCGUGUCGGUGGCCAUGAUGUCGCCGCAGAUGCUCACCCCCCAGCAGAUGCAGCAGAUCCUGUCGCCCCCACAGCUGCAGGCCUUGCUCCAGCAGCAACAGGCGCUCAUGCUCCAGCAGCUGCAGGAAUAUUACAAGAAGCAGCAAGAACAGCUCCACUUGCAGCUCCUCACCCAACAGCAGGCUGGGAAGCAGCAACCCAAAGAGGCACUGGGGAACAAGCAGCUGGCCUUCCAGCAGCAGCUCCUGCAAAUGCAACAGCUGCAGCAGCAGCACCUGCUCAACCUGCAGAGACAGGGGCUGGUCAGCCUGCAGCCCAGCCAAGCCUCGGGGCCCCUCCAGACCCUUCCACAAGCAGCCGUGUGCCCGACAGACCUGCCCCAGCUGUGGAAGGGCGAGGGUGCCCCCGGGCAGCCCGCUGAGGACAGUGUCAAGCAGGAGGGGCUGGACCUCACUGGCACGGCCACCACCGCUACCUCGUUCGCCGCCCCCCCCAAAGUCUCACCCCCGCUCUCCCACCACACCUUGCCCAACGGACAGCCCACUGUGCUCACACCUCGGAGAGACAGCUCCUCCCAUGAGGAGACCCCUGGUUCCCACCCUCUCUAUGGACACGGGGAGUGCAAGUGGCCUGGCUGUGAGACCCUGUGUGAAGACCUGGGCCAGUUUAUCAAACACCUCAACACGGAGCACGCCCUGGACGACCGGAGCACGGCCCAGUGCCGGGUGCAGAUGCAGGUGGUGCAGCAGCUGGAGAUCCAGGUGCGGCUGAGGCUGCGAGGGAUGCGGACUCGGGGCUCCUGCCCCACCCCACCCACAGCACUGGCUUUCCAGGCGGGGUGUGGGGGGGUCUUACGGAGGGGUCAUGUGGUCAGAGUCAGCGUCUUUUAUUUUCUAGGCCCUAGUUACCAUGGUUCUGAGGUGAGGGCAGCUGGAUUCUGAGGGGUGAACCAGGGUCAGGCUGGGACUCCUCUGCUGGGAGGUCCAGAAAAGAGACUCACGCUAGUAAACACGAAAAUCACAUUCCUAGCUAGCACACGGAGCACUGACGUUGUGCCGUCCUGAAUGCGCUGCCUGGAUAACUCAGUCCCCUAAACAGGCUUGUGUGGUGGGUACUGUUGUUAUCCCCACUUUACAGGCUCAGAGAGGCGAAGCAACUCGCCCCCGGUCACACAGCAGCAGGCUGCACAGCUGGGCUUAGCGCCGCGCCAGCCUGGCUCCCGAGCCUGAGCUCCGUAGCACAAGAGGCUCCUCCAGCCAGGCCGCCAGGCAGCCCAUCCAUAUUGACCCGUUUCCCUCGGGCACAGAGCAGAAGGCCCUGCCGUGAAAGAUCUAUUGAACUUAUGAAUGGGGGUGAAUGAAUCAUUCAUCCGUCCCUGUGUCUCCAUUCAGUGCACGAGGACCCUCUCACACACAAGUGCCACCGAACUUGGGUGUUGUUCAGCCACAGCCUCUGCCCUCGUUGGGAGAAAAGGCGUGUGCUGUUAGGAAGAGGGCCCUGCCUGUUGGUGCGCCGGAGCCUGGGACACGCAGUCUGGAGGAGAAGCAAGGAGGGCUUCCUGGAGCAGGCGGUCCCUGUCCUGGCCUUGAGGGUGUGAGGGGCCAGAGUGGCAGGGCCAGAGGGAGCUGGGCUGCUGAGGCUGGGAGGCGAGUGGUGGUGGGAAUAGGGGCUUCCUGGGAAGCCUGGUGGAAUGUGGAGGAG